This is a messenger RNA of Hevea brasiliensis (rubber tree), 526 nucleotides long. RefSeq lists its product as uncharacterized. The transcript has 3 exons. The record is from RefSeq and is a predicted model, not a curated record. Lineage: Eukaryota; Viridiplantae; Streptophyta; Magnoliopsida; Malpighiales; Euphorbiaceae. The coding region runs from base 129 to 290 and encodes 53 amino acids.
AUGGGCCUAAAACGGUAAAACCUGAGGCGAGAAAUCCCCAGUCCCCACUUAUCAGGAUUUUUCCGAUCUAGUCCAAGGGUUUUCGCUUUCAUUUGGAGGCAUUGUGAUCAGAUUUUUCGGCCAAUUGGAUGGCGCCACCUCCAGGUCCUUACUCCGGCACCAGCACUCUCGCUCUGGUGGCUCGGGCGUCGGCAUUUAGUUUUGGUCUUGUUUAUGGUAGUGUGAAGCUGAAGAUUCUCAAGAUGAAGGCAAAGUCGCAUAAGAAGUCUGAAGCUAAGGCACAUCACUGAGGAGCUGAUAUGCAGGUCUUGGGUUGAAAUAAAAAGUCUUGCGUCUUUGGAAUGGUUCCCAUCAUUUUAAGCAUUUAGCAAAGGUGGUGCUUGUUUUAGGUAUUGUGAACAUUCUGAAUUUUCUUUUCAUUUUCAGAAUCACUAAGAAUGGUAGAUUUGAGAAUUUAAUUUGUCGAAGAGCAAUCAUUUUGUGGAUUAUUGGGUACUCAUAUACCAAUAUCAGGCCUCUUACCAUA